Messenger RNA from Penicillium diatomitis, 1704 nucleotides. RefSeq names its product serine/threonine-protein kinase. Gene Ontology annotation, molecular function: ATP binding; protein serine/threonine kinase activity. Lineage: Eukaryota; Fungi; Ascomycota; Eurotiomycetes; Eurotiales; Aspergillaceae. The transcript is spliced from 7 exons. The coding region runs from base 1 to 1704 and encodes 567 amino acids. Gene Ontology annotation, biological process: peptidyl-serine phosphorylation; intracellular signal transduction. The record is from RefSeq and is a predicted model, not a curated record.
AUGGGUAAUUCACAAGGAAAGCCCGUGGCUUGCAACGAUGCGGUGAACUUGAACCAUUUCCGCCUGCUCCGCGUGGUCGGAAAAGGAGCGUUUGGCAAGGUCCGCAUUGUAGAGAGAAAAGAUACCGGCUUGACGUUUGCUCUCAAGUAUAUUCGCAAGGAAGAAGUGGUACGGUCGGAAAGUGUACGGAACAUUAUCCGCGAAAGACGAAUGCUGGAGCAUCUGAACCACCCGUUCCUUUGUAACCUGCGAUAUAGUUUUCAGGACAUGGAGUAUAUCUAUAUUGUGGUGGACUUGAUGAACGGCGGUGAUCUGCGCUUCCAUAUUUCGCGGAAGUCUUUCACUGAAGAAGCAGUCCGAUUUUGGAUGGCCGAACUGGCAUGUGCUCUGAGAUACAUCCAUUCGCAGGGCAUCAUUCACCGUGAUCUCAAGCCCGAUAAUGUCUUGCUAGACUCUGAAGGACAUGUUCAUUUGGCAGAUUUCAACGUCGCAUCUGAUUUCCGGCCGGGGAAACCGUUGACUAGCAAGUCCGGAACUCUUGCAUAUCUGGCUCCCGAGGUUUAUGAAGGCGGUGGAUAUUACUUUGAAGUCGACUGGUGGUCUCUAGGAGUCACAUUCUACGAGUGCAUAUAUAACAAGCGUCCAUUCGAAGGUCGCACUCAGGAGGCCCUAAGUGACAGUAUCAAGAAAGCUCAGCCCAAGUACUAUGUCACCAACCCAGCUGUGUCUGUGCCUUGUUUGCGAGCUUUGUCUGCCUUACUCGAAAAAGACCGCAGCCGUCGUAUCGGUGCGAUCGGCUUCGAGAGCUUUACCUCGCACAUGUUCUUUGCCGACAUCGAUUUCGACGCCCUCGAAAGAAAGGAAUACGCACCAGUAUUUCGCCCCUCUAGCGACAAGACCAACUUUGAUGCGACCUACGAUCUCGAAGAAUUGUUGCUGGAAGAAGCACCAUUAGAGGCCCGUGCUCGUCGACAAAAGCCCCGGGCGGAAUUGCGUGAAGAUGCCACUGCAAAAGAGGUCCGCGAGGAUGAAUUACACCGACUCAUUGAGACCAUGUUCGAGCCUUUUGACUACACGCUGGCGUCCUUCCAGGGCAGUGCUGCUGACGCCAUCGCUGCCACAACCAAUCCCGAAGAUAUUCUUCCCAUUGCGACCGCCACUACCACCACUUCCAACACCGCCACCACUAGUACCUCUCAUUCCCGUCACCUUUCACAGCCGGAAUCUUCCACGCUACACUCUCCUCCGCCUAACAAUGAUCGUCCUUACCACGCCGUUUCACAUAAUUACAGUGAAACGCUGACAGGGCACAGCGAGACCGCCGAUCCCAACGACACAGCCUCUGCUCCUCAUCCAUCGUCACCGUCGACCCGUGCGUCACCCUCACCUCCACCCGCGCCGAUGCCCCCAGCGCCAUCUUUCCACCGGCCGCUGCCCCCGGCGCCUCGUCCCGGUGGUGCUUCCCGCAAGAUGAGCAAGGGAGGCGGUGUGCAGAUGGUGUUGGAGGAAGCCGGCAGUUGGAGUGAGCUCGCAGAUCAAAGUUCCACGCUGCCUGCGGAAGGGUUCGAUGGAGCGGGCAAGGGCAAGCAGGCGAACAGCGGCAUGUUGUCUUUCCUCAGCAGAAAGAAGGGCCGCGACCGUAGCCCCAAACCCACAGAGCCGGGAGUCUUGGGCAAAGAGGGUGCUCGACAAAUCAUCAGCUAA